AUGUAUGAACGUAUAGCUGUGGAGUACUUGCUGGCACAGUCUGACAGAGGAGACCUGCUCUCUCCACUGGAGCAUGGUGAAGUGGGCGUAACUCUGCCAGAGAUGCAGGUUGAGGUUCAGGAGGAUGAGUGUCUGGAUGUCACAAUAUGUGAUGCAGCCGACAUCAGUUUAGAUACCCACACCCUUGGCAGAUCAAGUAGUCAUGAUUCAUUAAGCUCCUCUCUGGAAGCCAGUGUUCCAAUAGAUGGCUCUUGCAGUCCUGAUGUUGAAGACAUUUUCUGUGCUGAGCCUAGCACAUCAGCUCCGGACAGUAGAUGUGAUUCAAGGGGUGUUCCUGGAUGGGAGGCAGUGGAUAACCUUGCAAGGUUCCUUGUCAGCCUCAACCGCACUAUCACUGCUUUGUCAACCAACGAGAUAGCAGAGAUUUUAAGGUUAUAUUCGUGUCUGCAUGCCAUUGAUCAGUCCUCCUCCAAGUAUUCCCUUAAGUGCAAGAAAAAGAUCUUGGAAGGUCCUUGGAGAGCUUCACGGAAGCGUAGUGGCUCAGCCCCUGGCCAGCAAGCAGCUGAGAGACUGUUCAUGAUUCAUGGCCAGGCUGCCGAGAGACCUGAUGCCAACAGGAUUUCAGAAUGUGUCGCACUCAAGCUUUUGAAGGAGUUCAAUGAAGCAAGAAACAGGCCCAGAGACAACAAGGGCAAAGUCUUUGCCAUUCCUCAGGCGAUUGUGAUGACAUACAGUCACAUUAAGCAGCUGCUUGAAGACUGCAGAGAGAUACUGGAGAAGACCAACUUGGUGCUAGUUACGGUCAACAACACUACAGUGUCGUCUUGGCUUCUUGACAGGAAAACAAGAACGGGUCGAGACACCUUGCUGCAAGGAGUGCAAUUCCAUCAGUAUAAAUGAGCCGCUUCCAAAGCCUAAAGAGCUCCCAUCUGCACCUGUACAACAUGGACAUGUUG
This is a messenger RNA of Paramisgurnus dabryanus, 956 nucleotides long. The record is from RefSeq and is a predicted model, not a curated record. Lineage: Eukaryota; Metazoa; Chordata; Actinopteri; Cypriniformes; Cobitidae.